GGUUUAGGCCCCCAGUUUACCGUUUCCAACGGCGCGCCUUUGUGCCAUGGCCUUGGCAAGGCGAUUGCAAAUCGCCGCUCGGCACUUUGGAAGCUCGGCGGAGGCUGGCCCCAUCUCGGUGCACAAGGGUCUGAAGAUCCAGGGGGCGCUGUGUGUGGAGCGGCCGCCGCUCGAGGCGCUUGAGGCCAAGUUCAGCCGGAGCUGGCGGCUCUUCAAAGAGGCGUGGGAGUUGCGGACCAACAACCAUUUGACGUUGGAGGAUGAGAUCGUCUUCAUGCGCUUCCACUUCCACUUCUUCCAGGAUAAGUCUGCCACCGACGCCCUAGCCAGCGACGUGGUACGGCUCAAAACCCUGGCCCGAGGGGGCGGAAGGAGCCGUCGGCGUGGCCCGGUGUCUCAGCUGGCCUCCUCCAGCGCCAGCACGGAGCAGCUCUUGGCGUCCAUGGGCCCGGCCAGCAAAAACCUGAGCUCGCUCUUGGAGGAGCAGGGGCUGGAUCUGGAGUUCCCGGAGCUGGGCCGAAAGGCGGCCACGCGGAAGAAGGUGCAGCGCCAGAAGGAAGAGGCGGUGGACGACUCGGACCGUCGAUCCCUGAGGCGCCUGAGCAGCAGGUCAUUGUUCUUGCUUGUCCGCUAUGACCCUGCGAAGCGGUGGACCUUCCCCAAGGCAGACCGGGUCCACGGGCAAGCGAUGAGAGAGACUCUGCUGGGCCUGGCGCAGCAGCAGUUGGGGCAGGAGCUGAGGCCGUGGCUGGUGGGUGCUUGCCCUUUCUCCUACCGGAAGCGAUUCAGCAACCUGCACUGUGGCAUUCAGGGCCGGAAGAUCUUCUACUACCGCGCCCGGCUAGUGCCCGGCUCAACGGUGCAAUUGCCGGACAGCACCCCGGUGGCUGACUGGGCCUGGUGUGCCCGACAGGAACUGCAAGAGCUCCUGGACGAGGGCGAAUGGCAAGCCGUGCGAGACUCCCUGCCGCUGGAUGACGUCAGCGAGCUGCUGACGGAUGCGCCAAGGCUCAGCGCCUAAAAAGGCGAGAUCCGCC
Molecule: messenger RNA, 1037 nt
Organism: Effrenium voratum
Lineage: Eukaryota; Dinophyceae; Suessiales; Symbiodiniaceae
Source: the annotation of a GenBank genome assembly